AUGUCACCACCAUUCCGUGCAGAGCAAAUCGGCUCUCUCAUGCGCCCACCUGAUCUUCUAGCUGCACGUUCAGCCGCCGGCGCGACGACCUCAUACUCCAAAAUCUCAGAUGAACUGCAUCGCGCAACCGAGGUAGCCAUUGGACGGGCUGUCAACAAGCAAGUCGAGCUAGGAAUAAGGCCUAUCACGUCAGGAGAAUAUGGGCGCGACAAGUUCUACUCCGGAUUCUUUGAACAUCUCGAAGGAAUGCAGGUUGUCAAGGAUAUCCCUGUUGUAGAUGGAUUUCGAACAGGGUUUCCCACCGUCACGGUGCUGCAAAAGCUUGGUGUCUCAACGCGGGACUCUGUAGUUGCUACGGGUAAAAUACGUCAUGUGGAGAGUGCUUACUUGUCCGAAUGGAAGGCUUUGAGUGCUCUUCUUCCGCCAGCCCGGUGGAGGGAGUGUAAGUUGACUAUGCCACCUAUCACUCAUAUUCAUAUGCAGAUGGCCGUCGGGACAGCCUACAGCGCAAGCGCAUACUCCUGUGAUGAGGAAUACUUCCAAGAUCUAGCAGCAGCCUAUUCAGCCGAAUGGCAGAUCCUGUACGAUGGAGGUCUGCGCUCGAUUCAAAUUGACGACCCAUGUCUUCUAUUCUUUGUCUCCGAAGAAUUCAGAUCCGGAUGCUCGACCGACGGGGUCGACCCGGACGCCUUGCUGGACCAGUAUAUCUGGGCACAUAACCUCUGCCUCGCUAGAAAGCCAAAAGGCCUUCAUGUGGGCAUUCAUCUCUGUCGCGGUAACAUGGCCGGAUCUAAACAUAUCAUAAGCGGUUCGUAUGAACGCAUCGCCGAGAGGAUAUUCAGCAGACUAAACUACGAUACUUACUACCUUGAGUAUGACACCGAGCGGGCAGGGGACUUUCAACCACUUCGGCAUUUGCCUAUUGGGAAGAAUGUCGUGCUUGGCGUUGUGUCGACCAAGAAGCCUGAUUUGGAGGAUAUCGAGGAAAUGGUUGCUCGUGUUUAUGCUGCUGCUGAGAUUAUCGCGCGCGGACAGAAUCGCACUGUGGCUGACGUUGUUGAUACUUCUCUUGGUGUUAGUCCGCAGUGCGGAUUUGCUAGUAUGAGCCAAGGAGGGGGCGAGGGGAUGUCGAUAGACUUGAUGUGGAAGAAGUUGGUUCUCGUGAAGGAGUUGGCUCGUCGGAUCUGGGGUGAGAAUCAGCGUGCCUGA
Penicillium canescens is the source of this 1209-nucleotide messenger RNA. RefSeq names its product cobalamin-independent methionine synthase II family protein. Lineage: Eukaryota; Fungi; Ascomycota; Eurotiomycetes; Eurotiales; Aspergillaceae. The transcript is spliced from 2 exons. The coding region runs from base 1 to 1209 and encodes 402 amino acids. Gene Ontology annotation, molecular function: 5-methyltetrahydropteroyltriglutamate-homocysteine S-methyltransferase activity; zinc ion binding. The record is from RefSeq and is a predicted model, not a curated record.